UCGGCGUUCCGAAGCAACAGCGGCGGCACACAGGACGUUGACGAAUUACAGCUUCUCGCGACUGCACCAGUAUACACUUUCUGUCUGCAGUUUCGUGUGUCCCCCCUGAAGUAUUUCCCGUCUGUUUUCGUCCAGUUCACAUGGAAGCGUCAGCGGAGAAUCUGAGGGCGUCCCCGAGGAGCUUACUGUGGGCAGCGAUUGAGAGAGUCUCAGAGCGCGCACGCCCACCUUCUUCGGAAGUUCCUGGAUUUUCCGAGGAGGAAACGAAAAACAAUCAAUGUUGCGCAGAACACCUUCUAGACUUUCAUGAACUGCAACCUGCCACGUCACCAGGGCGAUGUUCACCGAUCCUUGGGGCACCCACUAUGACUUCGGCGUCCGCAAUCAUCGCCGAUAUGGUGGCCGCUGCUCAGUUGAAACAGUGUCCGCUACAUCUGAUGUUUACUACAAGGUGUGGCCGAUUUUUUCGGAACGGAGAAAACUUUGAGUGCGUCGUUGGCAGUGAUGGCCGCCUUUCAGCGAGAGUCAACGCAAGUCCCCGCUACAUUUACAUGCGACUCCAGGGGAUGAAGUCGAAUCAUCGUUACUUCGUCUCCAUCAAUGUCGAGCUGUGUGGCGGCGAUACAAGCGAUCGAGACAAUGACGUCGCAGGUUACGUGGUACCUGAGCCAAACCUGCUCGACGGUUUAGGUUGGACAAACAGCACGCUGUUCCUUGACGUGACUGUACUCCUCGAGAAGUACCCAUUGGUUCCGGUCUGCACUACUGCUGAAGAUUGCGGCAACGCCCGGUACAAAAUCUUUGUUCGCAUUCUCCAACUGUCUGACGACUUCUGGCCAGCCGGUGUGGAGCCCAUCCUGAUUACUCUGAGAGAAGGCCCCCUCGUGGAUAUUCUGUCAGCCAGACAGCAAAGAAUGAAUCAACCAGGAGUGUUUCCUUUUGGAAUGCAGGACGUCACACGUCUGAGUGACAACCCAAUGGUCUCAGGCAUGUCGCUCAUACCCUACAGGUUCUCAUCGUUGGAUUCUCCCAGCUGCUAUCCACGGCCGGAAGAAGUCUGCAUGCCAGUGACGCGUGUUCUGGAAGAAGUGACCCCGCAGUUCUGCACCCGUGAAGAAUCGCAGUCGGAACUUUCCGAGAACCUCGUCAGUACCGGCUUCUUGUCUGCAGCCACGUUCAGCAGUGACCACGUCAUUGUGGAAAGAGGGCGCACAAACUUCUUCCGAGACCUGGAUGGCGAGGCUUUCCUACGCCAGUUACACCUGCGCCAGCGCCGUCCUCCGGUGACGCCACCUGGGGAGAGUCACCGUCAGCAGUGCAGUAGCAGUCUUUGGGACGAUGGGCAUCUCGCUAUGCCAGAUGAAACUACUUUUGAGUAAAAUCAUCUCGACGGGAGCUAUGCUUGCUCAUCGCAGACGCUAUAUUUUUCUAGUAAUAUUUUAAAUAUUUUUAGCAUUUAUUUAUGUAUUUAGCGUGGACAUACUUGUAAAUUAAGUUGAAAUUUAAUUAGUUUGAAUAUUAUUUAGUUUUAAUCGUUUACCCAAGUUUCGGCGGGCAAUGUUAGCGCACUUAGAAGUCGGUGUCAAGUGAAACGGCAGCACUGGAAUGCGUGAGUGAUUGCAGUACACACUAUAACUUCAGUUCAUCUUCGGAAAUAACCGCCCGUAUGUUGUGUAGCUACUAGCAGUGUUUCUUUAUUAAUUAUUGUAUGGACAAGUUCAGGUGCCUAAAACUCUACUUCAUGCAGAAAACAGCCAGUCUGUUUGUGUUUGUGCGACCUUAUGAUCGCAUGCUUGGCUUCGAAGACGAGCUCGCGUGGCACCAAAGCGAAGUUACUCCCGCUGCAGUCGAACGUGAUAUGCGCAGUUCUGGAGCACACCACCUUUUCCUACGCCCUCUAGUGCUCGCUUUUCAAUAAACCAAUAUUGUGACAGUCUUUUUUCUUAUUUCAAACCGUACUCGGUUUUUGUUCACUUCACACUUUUUGGAGUGUAUAUUCAAGAACUUUCUAUACACAGUUUUGUUCACACGCGUUGACCUAAUAAAAAAAAGCACCCCCGA
This is a messenger RNA of Rhipicephalus microplus (southern cattle tick), 2061 nucleotides long. RefSeq lists its product as uncharacterized. NCBI's taxonomy places the organism in Eukaryota, Metazoa, Arthropoda, Arachnida, Ixodida, Ixodidae. The record is from RefSeq and is a predicted model, not a curated record.